Purpureocillium lilacinum is the source of this 549-nucleotide messenger RNA. RefSeq lists its product as uncharacterized. The record is from RefSeq and is a predicted model, not a curated record. Lineage: Eukaryota; Fungi; Ascomycota; Sordariomycetes; Hypocreales; Ophiocordycipitaceae.
AUGUCGUCUGGCCGUAGCGGCAGUGUGAGCUCCAAGGGCAGCAACAAGUCGGACCGCCCUCAGGCAGCAACCCUUCAGCUCAUCGAGGGCCUCACAACACACCGCAUCAACACCCUCACGGAGCUCUGCCGCAUCGAGCGUAUCGCAGCCGCGUGCCAGGACGAGGCCGACGCGCGUGCCUUCCAGCAGCCUAUGACGGCGGCAUGGAUCCACUAUGUGACGAGCCACCAGCUGCUGACCGAGCUGCGCGGCCUCACGCCCUCGUUCCCCUUCAGCGGCGAGGUUGUCCGCGACGCCUACACCCGCGUGCGCGUCGACCCGGACAGCAACCGCAGCUGGAACCUGGCCUGGCUGUGCCUGCGCCGCAUGCGCGACGACGGGCUCCUGCGCGCCUACGCGGCGAGGGAGGCGGCGCGCCCGGAGAUGUGGGCGGGCGGGCAGCCGGCCGAGGAAGAGGUGCUCCGGCUGGCGGCGUGCUUUGAAGGCGAGUGGGUGGCUGCCGUGGACACGAUGCUGCGGCACUGGCACCAGCCACCGGCUUGGUAUUGA